UUGUUCGAAAGUAUUAUCGUAAACGAAACAAAGCCUUCUUGGAAUCUUUUGUGAAAAAUAUAAACACUUCCAAGAAAAAGUGGGUGGAUAAAUAUUUAGUAUAGGAAAUGAAAUUUUUGAAAAAUAGGUUCUUCUUUAAGCCUGGUUUCCAUAUAAUCGAAAGCGAUCGAGACCGAUCAAAAAAAAAAUUUUUUUUCGAUCGUCUGAGAUCAUAUGGAAUUAAAGUUUUUCAAUCGUACGAUCGUUUUCGAUCAUGCAUUUUGGAUCACGAUCGUAAUCGAUCGAAAAAUUAGAACCGGGUUCUAAUUUUGCGAUCCGUCUCGAUCCGUACGAUCGAAAUGUGUACCAUAAUAUAUGAUUUUUUCGAAGAUGCAAUGCUUUCUAAACUGUAAUGUCACAGCAACUGUUUGCUUGUUUACAAACUCUCAGGUGGCGUUUGAAGUAAAAACUAGUAGCUGAAUAUUUCGCUAUUCUGCCGACUCGAGCCGACAAACAAUCCUGAACGUUCGAAGAGCGAUUGGACGCUUCUURAAACGAAGGAAAAAUAUUCUAUCUGCAGGUCCUGGCAGGGAUGCUGUACCUAGGGAAUGCGAAAGUCGAGUCUGGCUCUCUGUAUACAUCAAACAUCGAGAGACCAGCUCUAAUUUGAAACUUUGACCUUUUUCGGUCAUAUGGAAACGGUCGUUUAACGAUCGUUUGCGAUCGUACGCUCUAGUGAGCUCCACGAUCCUGCGAUCGUUUUCGAUCGUUUACGUUCGUUUUCGAUUAUAUGGAAACCAGGCUUUAACGAACGCCUUCCAUUAUGGCUAGUGGCUUAACUUUAGGAGACAUACUAUGAUUAGGAUAUUGCAGGUAUGGCCAGUGCUCCAGCAGAUCCAAGUGAGAUAUUGCGAUCUUCAACAGAGAAGAAUAAUUACACGAGACUAACAAGACUCUUGAUAGAAGGAGGAACGGUUAUCUUAAGAGAAUUAUUGGACAUCAUAAUCCCUCCCCACCAUUUUGCACAUGUAUUGAUGUUCCCAAUAGUACUCGGAAGAUUGGAAUUGCUGAGAGAUAGGCAUAUAAUAACUUCUGAGCAGUGGAAAUCUCUUUUCCCAACCGACACUUCUUGCGGAAAAUCUACUGAUUUUGAUAUAACUUUGUUAUUCAAACUGCUGAGAGAAUUCUGUAGCUUGACUUCACCACCUAAUGGAUGGGACAAGCUUCCUGACGACACAGAUUUGGCUUUACCAGCCGAUCUAGCGAGGAUCAAGUAUUAUCGGAACGCUGUUUACGCUCAUAGAGUCAAAACAGAGCUGGAUGACAAUUGGGAAACUGCGAUUAAAAAGCUCCUGAAAGAUCCUCUAGACAUCCAGAAAAGCCAUGAAGAGAACGAGAAGUUAAAGAUUUGGUGCAUUGAUGAUCCUGGUGUUCCGCAAACGCUUCCAGAUUUAAGAGAUGAGAAUGCGAAAUUGAAAAAUCAAGAAACUCGGUUGGAGUCUUCUUUAGGUUAGUAUUCAACAAAUUACUAUCAAACGUAUUCAUUUACAGUAACCUUGUCAGUAAUGGGACAUUUUACAGCACAUUAACGUCACGAGUGACCAGUAAUUCUGGAAAUUCAAAUGUAGCUUUCAAGACUUCAUGUUUUAAGGAGGCUGGAAAGUGUUUUGUGCCUUCACAUUAUGAACUAAAAAAAAUUAUUACAUGG
This is a messenger RNA of Actinia tenebrosa (Australian red waratah sea anemone), 1687 nucleotides long. RefSeq names its product E3 ubiquitin-protein ligase DZIP3-like. NCBI's taxonomy places the organism in Eukaryota, Metazoa, Cnidaria, Anthozoa, Actiniaria, Actiniidae. The record is from RefSeq and is a predicted model, not a curated record.